This is a messenger RNA of Spodoptera frugiperda (fall armyworm), 866 nucleotides long. RefSeq names its product troponin C-like. Gene Ontology annotation, molecular function: enzyme regulator activity; calcium ion binding. Bases 115 to 594 code for a protein of 159 amino acids. The record is from RefSeq and is a predicted model, not a curated record. Lineage: Eukaryota; Metazoa; Arthropoda; Insecta; Lepidoptera; Noctuidae. The transcript is spliced from 6 exons.
UCAGAAAGGCCAACCUAACUCGUGGGGCAGCAGAAAUAACCCUGAACGCUGGAAACAUCAGACUAGCGGGCAGUCGUGUUGUGCGUCUCAUAGUGUUAACUAGUGACAUCAAACAUGGUUCUGGAUACUGAAGACUGGGCUGAUGAGCUCCCCCCAGAACAAAUUGCCGUCCUCCGCAAGGCGUUCGAUGGCUUCGACCACAACCGCUCGGGCAGCAUCCCCUGUGACUUCGUCGCAGACAUCCUUCGGAUGAUGGGGCAGCCCUUCAACAAGAAAAUCCUUGAAGAGCUCAUUGAGGAAGUCGAUGCUGACAAGUCCGGCCGUCUUGAGUUCGGAGAGUUCGUCACGCUGGCAGCCAAGUUCAUCGUUGAGGAGGACGCGGAAGCUAUGCAGAAGGAACUCAGGGAAGCGUUCAGAUUAUACGACAAGGAAGGCAACGGUUACAUUCCCACGUCAAGCUUGCGCGAAAUCCUUCGCGAGUUGGACGAGCAGCUGACAGACGAAGAACUGGACGGCCUCAUCCAGGAGAUCGAUACCGACGGCAGCGGCACCGUCGACUUCGAUGAGUUCAUGGAGAUGAUGACAGGAGAAUAAACUUAUAUAUCUACACACUUUUUAUAUAUUUAUAUGAUAUAUUAUAAGGAAUCUCUACAUUUCGGUACUUCAACCUUUCGAGUCUUGGGAACAUUGGACGAGAUCACUUCUUUGCAAUGAAAUGAAAACAUCAAUCAAGUUUCAUUCGAGUCAAUAUCAUUAAAGUAUUAUGUAUGUAUUGUACAAAAUAAUAUUUUGUUCUUGUUUAAUUGAUGUGUGUGAUUGCGUAUAAUGUUUAUAUCUACUUUAUUAAUAAAUCUUUUAUUCUAUUA